AUGGAACGCGAAUCGAUUGAACGAAAUUUCGACGCCUAUGUGGCCAAGUUGGGCGACCCAAGUGUUGAGCCCAAAUUAAAAUGCGCCGCUGCGGUCGAGAUCCGCGACUCCUUGGAGCAAUUAUGUUCUGGCGCUACAUACCCGAUUUUCCUUGCGAAGCUAUGGCCGGCGUUCAAGAAAGUACUGAAGGGGGAACCGGUGUUUAUCAGCUUGUCAUUUGACCAGAAACUGCGAAAUUGUAUCCUGGAGAUCCUCCAUCGGCUUCCCCUUGAGCUUCCAGAGGUUGAACCAUAUGCCGGUGACAUGGUCGACCUGCUGAUAGAGCUUGUCCGAAACGAGAACGAAGAAAAUGCAGUCAUCUGCAUGAAGACGAUCAUGGACCUACAACGCCGGCAGGUCAGGGCGACGCAAUCGCGCGUCCAAUCAUUCCUGGAGCUCAUCCAGAACAUGUUCGAGGGCAUGCCUCAAGUUGUGAGGGAUACAUUCGAGACCCCGCAGGUUCAGGGGUCCACGCCUGGAAUGCCUUCAACACCAAGCACUGCAUCUCAGAACUUCCAGUCCCCGCGACCCAGCUCCCCGGCGACUUCAGUAUCCGAUCUUGGGCCGGAACAGCAGCAACCAAACCAGCUGCUGGCGAGGGGUAUGCACUCGUUCAAGGUCCUUGCGGAGUGUCCAAUUAUUGUCGUGUCGAUUUUCCAAAUACAUCGCGGCCCUGUGACCACCAACGUAAAGGUGUUCGUCCCUCUGAUCAAAGGAAUAUUACUUCUUCAAGCAAAACCACAAGAGAAAGCACAUGCAGAAGCUAAGGCGCGGGGGGAUAUCUUCACCGGAGUUAGCAAAGAAAUCAAGAACAGGGCCGCCUUUGGAGAAUUCAUCACCCUUCAAGUUAAGACCAUGAGCUUCCUUGCUUAUCUCCUUAGGGUAUAUGCAAGUCACCUUCAAGACUUCCUUCCCUCGCUGCCCGGUGUUGUCGUUCGGCUUCUGCAAGAUUGUCCAAGGGAGAAAUCGAGUGCCAGAAAAGAACUCUUGGUCGCUAUUCGUCACAUAAUAAACUUCAAUUACCGCAAAAUCUUUCUCGAUAAACUGGACGACCUUUUGGACGAGCGGACUUUGAUUGGAGACGGCCUUACUGUUUACGAGGCUCUUCGGCCUCUGGCAUAUAGCAUGCUAGCCGACCUGAUACACCAUGUGCGCGAAUCCCUUACUCGAGACCAAAUUCGACGUACCCUCGAAGUGUACACCAGAAAUCUCCACGACGAUCUUCCUGGUACAAGUUUCCAGGCAAUGAGCGCUAAACUUCUAUUGAACAUGGCUGAGAAGAUAGCAAGCAUGGAAGAUAAGAAAGAGGCGCGCUACUUCUUGAUUAUGAUACUUGAUGCCAUCGGAGAUAAAUUUGCUACCAUGAACUACCAAUUCAAGAACGCCGUCAAGACUUCAAAGCUCGUCAAACAGAACGCCGAUACCUUGGUCGAAGGAUACCUUGCUGACAAGAAUCAUCCUCCGGAUUGGGACGAAACUGAUAUAUUCAACGCAGCGCCGAUCAAAGCUACCAACCCUAGGGAUAGGAACGCAGAUCCAGUCAACGACAACAAGUUCUUGUUCAAGACACUGAUAACGGGGCUGAAAGGCCUGUUUUAUCAACUCAAGAGUUGUAAUCCCGAGGAUCUGAAAUUGGACCCAUCAUACACGCCCGUGAACUGGUCAGAGGUCUCAUUCGGGUAUAACGCUGAAGAAGUCCGCAUCAUCAAGAAACUCUUCCACGAAGGCGCCGGGCUGUUCAGAUACUAUGGUGCCGAUAACAAGGAGCCUGAAACGCAAUACACGACCCCGCUUGAAUUCCUCUCUAGCCAGUAUAUGCGACAUAUGGGAGGCGAGGAGAAGGAACUUCUUGAAAGUUUUGGGACUAUCUUCCACUGCGUUGAUACUGCCGCGUUCCAUGAAGUUUUCAAGAGCGAGAUCCCAUAUUUACAUGAUCUUAUGCUAGAGCAUAGUGCCUUGCUUCACCUUCCCCAAUUCUUCCUCGCAAGUGAAGCUACGUCGCCAGCUGUUGCUGGGAUGACCCUUCAGUAUCUUAUGGAGCACAUUCACGAAGUUGGUUCCUCAGACGUGAGGAACUCCCGAAUUCUCUUGAGGAUGUUCAAACUUUCGUUCAUGGCCGUGACACUUUUCUCAGCACAGAACGAGCAAGUGCUGCAUCCACAUGUGACAAAAAUUGUGACCAAGUGUAUUGAGUUUUCGGUAACUGCGGAAGAACCGAUGAAUUAUUUCUUGCUGCUCAGAUCGCUAUUCCGAAGCAUUGGCGGUGGACGCUUUGAGAUACUUUACAAAGAACUUCUCCCGUUGCUGGAAAUGCUGCUGGAAACAUUCAACAGCCUCCUACUCGGCGCCAGAAAGACACAGGAGCGGGAUUUGUACGUCGAACUGACGCUGACUGUGCCUGCGCGACUUAGCCAUUUACUUCCACACCUGAGCCAUCUCAUGAGACCACUAGUUGUUGCCCUCCGCGCAGGAUCGGAUUUAGUUAGCCAAGGCCUUAGGACUUUGGAGCUUUGCGUCGACAAUCUCACUGCCGAUUACCUGGAUCCUAUUAUGGCUCCGAUAAUGGAUGAGCUGAUGACAGCGCUUUGGGACCAUCUCAGGCCUAACCCUUACAGCCACUUCCAUGCUCACACAACAAUGAGAAUUCUGGGGAAACUCGGCGGACGAAACCGAAAAUUUCUCAAUCACCCCCCUGAGCUAUCGUUCCAACAGUACUCUGACGACGUUCCUAGUAUGGAUGUGAAGCUCAUCGGAUCUACCAAGGAUAGAGCGUUCCCCCUUGAUAUCGGAAUUGACCUAGCUCUUGGGAAACUGUUAGAAACAGUUCCACCCAAUGCAUCCGCAACUGUCAAGAAGUCCGACGCUUUUUAUAAGAAACAGGCCCAUCGCAUGCUGAGCUCUCAACUAAAGCUCUAUAUUGGUUUUGAACAUCCGCCUGAUGAUCUGGCAACACUUUUGCGCCUUCAAGCCAAUGAUCUUGCUGAUGGAAAGUUCACUGGAACACUAGAUAUCUUGGAAAAAUCCGAUCGCCAAUGUUCUGCUUCGAAGAAGCUCGCGCAGGAGACUACUCUAAAGAAGCUUUUGAAAGCCUGCAUAGUCGCGACAACAAUUCCACACCUAAAACAAAGUGCCACGGCUUUCAUGACGGACGUCUGCCGCCAUUUCACCAUUAUUGAGAUUGGACGAUCUCUUGCACAAUCGCGACAUAUACGGCGCCAGUUUAACGUGUCGCUUGGAGAGGGUCCUCUGUAUCUGGAUACGAGAACUCUUGCCGAUGCUGUUGUCGAGUGCCUGGUAUCCGAAGAUCCUGCGGUACGCGAUGCUGCGAAGGAGGUUAUUUUCAACGUCCGAAGCGCUGCUGUUGUUAUAUUCGGCUCAGCUGAAAAGGCAGGAAAACUCCCGUUCUUCCCACACCUUGGCAGAACGUUUUGCCACGCUUGUCACGAUGAGGAAUGGUUUACGAAAGCUGCUGGAAGCCUGGGCAUCCAUCUUUUUGUUACUGAGCUGGACUUGGGAAGUGCCUGGCUAGUUGACCGCCAGGUUGAAUUCAUUCGUGCGCUUAUGUACGUGAUCAAAGACACACCUUCGGAUUUCCCUGGUGCGACCCGAAUUCAAGCCCAUAAGACAAUAACCCUGAUACUUCAAAAAUGCAACGAAGGGGUUUCCAAAGAUGAGCUGAAGAACGAAAAGAGCAGAGUCUUUGCUUUGUGUGGUGUCUUGAGUUAUGAAUUAGCUCACAUGAACAAAUAUGUUCGCCAUGUUGCUCAGAGUGGAAUAUCAACUCUUGCAACUACCUUGGGUGCGGAGGUGCACGAACUAAUUACCCCCGUCAAGGACCGACUUUUGAUGCCAAUAUUCAACAAACCACUGCGUGCUCUACCGUUUCCCACACAAAUUGGUUGCAUUGAGGCGAUAACAUACUGCCUGGGUCUUCGACAAAACAUCGUCACCUUUAACGAUCAGCUCAAUCGCCUACUGAUGGAAUCGUUAGCUCUUGCUGAUGUAGAUGACGAAUCGUUAGCCGCCAAACCAAACGAGUUCAAGACAGCUGAACAGAUAGUUAACCUUCGGGUUUCUUGUCUUCGCCUUCUUUCAAUGGCAAUGGGCUUCCCCGACUUUGCAAGUGGUCCGCAGAGCCAUAGUCGUGCUCGAAUUAUCGCUUGUUUCUUUAAGUCGUUGUACUCGAGGUCGCCUGAGAUUAUUGACGCAGCAAACUCUGGGCUGCGCGACGUUCUCACCCAGACCAACAAGUUGCCUAAAGAUCUUCUUCAGAACGGACUUCGUCCUAUUCUGAUGAACCUUCAAGACCCGAAGCGUCUGAGUGUUGCUGGGUUAGAUGGUCUGGCACGACUCCUCACUCUCCUGACAAAUUAUUUCAAAGUUGAGAUUGGCUCUCGACUCUUAGACCACAUGAGAGUCAUUGCGGACGAGAAUGUAUUGCAGAAAGCAUCUUUUGGACUUGUCGAACAGAACCCUCCCAUGAAAAUUGUUGCAGCCAUCUUCAAUAUUUUCCAUCUUCUCCCAGCUGCAGCGACGUCUUUCAUGGAGAAUCUUGUCAAUAAGGUCUUGUACCUGGAAGACCGACUAAGACGAACGUCUAGCAGCCCAUUUAGGAAACCGCUCCUUAAAUACCUGAACCGAUAUCCGAAGGAGAGCUGGAAUUUCAUGCAAACCAAAUUCCAUGAAGAGAAAUAUGGAAGAUUCUUUGGUCAGCUCUUAGCAGACCCCGAAAGCUCCGCCUUACGUUCUGCCGUCUCUGCUGAUACAGAAACCUUCAUAAACCUGGCAUUCUUGCAAGAGGAGUCUCCUAGCAAAAAUACGGCAGCCAUCAAUGGAAUUUACUUCGCUCACUCGGUUUGUUCACAUGAGGCUACGAAAGGAUGGUUGAAAGCACAGCCAGAACUCAAACGGCGCCUUCUGAACAGUGGCCGGGAUUUGAAUUCUAAACUUCGAGACGAUAAACUACCACCUGACGAGCGGUUGAGGGUUGAACAAGCUCAAGAUCAAUUGUUGGAAGUUUUCACAAUCCACUUUGCUUAUUGUCUUGAUGAUCUUGAUUUCCUCUUUGAUGUCAUUGACAAGAUCUCUGCCAAUGAAUUGAAAACGACGCUCACAAUACCGAAAUUCUUUUAUGAAUAUAUUAUCACAAACCCAUCUAUUAGUUACCGGAGGUCGGUCAUCACUCGCUGCUUGGAUCUUUAUAGCCAGCGCAACUCGGCCCAGAAGUUAAAAACUUAUGCAUUCCAUUACCUGGUUAAUCCUAUUCUCGCCAUGGAUGUGAAGAACACCUGGGACAGUCCUACUCCAGGCACGGGGGUGCUUGAUCGGAGUUUGACUGACCAUAUUCAUAAUCGACUCUGGAAACCACAAUUGGGUGACCUCAGUGAAGAAUCUAGUCAAGAUGGUGUGGAUCAUUCUCGUAUGGAACUUCUUCAACUCUCAGCUCUACUUAUCAAGUAUCACCAUGGCAUCGUCCAAGAUACCAGGAAGGAUAUUAUCAAAUUUGCGUGGAGCUACAUUCGGCUUGAAGAUACCAUUAACAAGUACGGAGCCUAUGUGUUGAUCAGCUACUUUAUAGCUCACUAUGAAACCCCCUCGAAGAUCGUUGUGCAAAUCUAUGUUGCCUUGCUAAGAGCCCAUCAGAACGAGGGAAAAUCCUUGGUCACUCAAGCAUUGGAGAUCCUGGCGCCUUCACUUCCAAAGAGGAUAAUUUCCGGACCUGAUCCUCGUUUCCCGCUGUGGGCGAGAUUGCCACGGCGUAUUCUAACUGAAGAAACAGCUAACCUGCAGCAGGUCAUGAGCAUAUUGCAAUUCCUCGUUCGACAGCCCGACCUGUUCUACGAAGCCCGUGAAAACUUUAUUCCCCUAAUAAUCCCUUCACUGGUUAAGAUUGCGGGCCCCAGUAAUCUAUCCUUCGAUAGUAAAAAGCUGGUUUUGCAUUUAGUCACCCUGAUCUGGACCUGGGAAGAGAGAAGGGUCGCUGGGCGGCGAGACACACCUUCACCAAUAUCUACGAAACGAAAGCUGGCCGAGAUGCAAGCAUCACCAUCAAUGGGUGCAACUCCACUUCCACCGAAAGAGCGCCCGGAAUAUACAAUUCCACUAGACCUGAGGACUCCUCUUGUGAAGUACCUUGUUACAUUCAUCUGCAGUCUAGUUGACCGCUUCUCCGUCCCUGCUGCCCGAUUCCGAGAACUUCUUCCACCCAAACCUCACCAAGCCCUGGGUAAUUAUGGAGAAAUUUGCAAGAAAUCAGUAGUCCUACUUCGUCGUUUCCUCUCACCGGAGUACUGGUCUGAUGUGGACAUCGAUCUUUACCAGAAGGCGUUGGAGCCUGUUUUGUGUGGUGAAAAGGCCGACAAACCCGAUGAGAAGCAUAUCACGGCCAUGAUUAACGCACUACAAGUUCUACGGUUGCUCUUAGCUGGAAAACCAAAUAGCUGGAUUCUUGACCGCAUGCCUGCUAUUCAAAACCUUGUUGAGAAGUCGUUACGAUCCGAAAAUCCAGAGAUCCAAGAUUGUUUACAUGGUGGCGAGGAAAACAUGGACAUCUCUCCAAAACUACCACCUCCAAUUAAGAGAGUUCUGGAUGCACUCCCACAAGAAGAACCUUCCGAAGAAGAAGGGGGUAUGGAUGUUGAUAAGCCGUCUUCUGAAUUUGUGACCUUCCUUUCAACUGUGGCAACCGAAUCGAUCUCAGGCGGCAAUUACAUGGCUGGAAUCAAUAUUCUUUGGACACUCUCAAAGUGUCAGCCAGCAGAGAUGGACCAGCACAUUCCUCAUGUUAUGAAGAUCUUCUCACAAAAGCUUGCCAAGGACCAUGUUGCAGCCUAUACCAAUACCCAGUCUGCGGCAAGUCGAGCCAUGGAGCAACAAACCUCAGCGCCGGAUCCUCAUGAAUUGGAGGUCGGAAUUGACUUGAUCUCAAAAACCAUUGACCUGAUCGCUGUUCGAAUGUCGAAUUUGGGCGACCAGAGACGGCCUUUCCUUAGUGUAUUGGCGCAACUCGUUGAACGGUCUCAGAAUGUGCCACUCUGCACCAAGAUUCUAGGAAUGGUGGAGAACUGGAUUUUCCAGCCCACUGAAUCCUGGCCGACCCUGAAAGAGAAGACUGCCGUCCUGCAUAAGAUGUUGCUCUUUGAAUCUAGGGCCGAUUCGACGAUGCUUGGAAAAUUCUUAGAGCUUGUUAUCCGGGUUUAUGAAGAUCCCAAGAUUACAAGGACUGAACUCACUGUCAGAUUGGAACACGCCUUCCUUAUUGGCACCAGAGCCCAAGAUGUUGAUAUGCGCACUCGAUUCAUGUCCAUAUUUGACAAGAGUUUAACACGCUCCGCCAAUACUCGUCUUAGCUAUGUUCUCACCUCGCAGAACUGGGACACACUUGCAGAAUCAUUCUGGCUCACACAAGCUUCCCAACUAGUCAUGGGUUCCGUUGACAUGACAGCGUCAGUUAAAUUACAUCCAGACGACUUUACCCUUCCUCCUGCUUCAUUCUUAUUUGGACACUCCGAAAAAGAUCCAGCGAAAGAAAGCAUUGUUGUGGACAGCCACCUUGAGGCCCUUGUUGCAGACCAGAAAAGGUUUUCUGCAGAACUCGGGGAUGUUAAAGCCCGUGAUGUUCUUGAGCCGCUUACUGAGCUUCAACAUGCUGACCCUGAAGUUGCAUACAAGGUCUGGGUGAGCUUGUUCACGAUUUGCUGGUCCUCCUUGACACGAGAUGAACGAAUCGAUUUGGAAAAGGGUAUGGUAUCGCUUCUUACGCGCGAAUACCAUCAUAGACAAAUCGAUGAGCGCCCCAAUGUUGUCCAGGCCCUUCUUGAAGGAGUGAUUAGGGCCACCCCGCGUUUCAAAGUUCCUCCUCAUGUAAUGAAAUUCCUGAGCCGCACUUUUGAUGCUUGGUACAUGGCUGCUAUUGCGCUUGAGCGGUAUGCGAUUGACCCAGUUAUUGACACACCGGUAGUCCGAGAAAGCAACCUGGAUGCUCUUGUUGAGAUAUAUGCUGGGCUGCAGGAAGAUGAUAUGUUUUAUGGUACCUGGCGACGGCGCUGCAAAUUUGUGGAGACAAAUGCAGCCCUUUCCUACGAACAACAAGGAAUGUGGGAUAAGUCUCAGCAGUUGUACGAAUCAGCUCAGAUCAAAGCACGGACUGGUGCCAUUCCAUUUGCACAAGCUGAAUACUUCCUCUGGGAAGAUCACUGGAUGAUUUGUGCUCAAAAGCUCCAGCAAUGGGAAAUAUUGACUGACUUCGCAAAACACGAAAAUUUCAACGACCUGCUUCUGGAAGCUACUUGGCGAAAUUUAGAGAACUGGCAAGGCGAUACCAACCGUGAACAGAUCGACUCUCUUCUAAAGUCAGUCUCAGACGCGCCAACACCUCGCCGAACGUUCUUCCAGGCUUUCAUGUCCCUCUUGAAAUUUCACACAAAGCAGGAAACGUUGCAGGAUUUCAAUAACGUGUGUGAUGAGUCUAUCCAGCUCUCAAUCAGAAAAUGGCACCAGCUUCCGAAGCGAAUCACCAAUGCCCAUAUUCCCAUCUUGCAAAACUUCCAGCAGCUUGUGGAGUUACACGAUGCAAGUGUCAUCUGUACAAGUCUUUCGCAAACUAAUGAGCGCAACAUGGAUACCAAAUCAGCCGAAUUGAAACUCCUUCUUACCACCUGGCGGGACAGGCUACCUAAUGUCUGGGAUGACAUUAAUGCCUGGCAGGAUCUCGUUACCUGGCGACAACAUAUUUUCCAGUUGAUCAACUCCACGUAUCUCAAUCUCCUCCCCCCUCAAACUAACAACGUCGCGAGUAACUCUUAUGCUUUCCGAGGAUACCACGAAACGGCAUGGAUCAUCAAUAGAUUUGCCCACGUCGCACGGAAACAUCAAAUGCCAGACGUCUGCAUUAACCAGCUUAGCCGGAUCUACACCUUGCCCAAUAUUGAGAUCCAAGAAGCCUUUUUGAAGUUAAGGGAACAAGCCAAGUGCCACUAUCAAAACCCGAAAGAACUAAAUAGCGGCCUGGAAGUCAUCAACAACACCAAUCUUAACUACUUCAAUUCCCAGCAAAAGGCAGAAUUUUACACUCUGAAGGGCAUGUUUUUGGCGAAGUUGGACCAUGCGAACGAAGCAAAUGAAGCGUUCGGUGUUGCCUUGUUCUAUGACCUACGUCUAGCUAAGGCAUGGGCUGAAUGGGGACAAUAUAGCGACCAACGAUUCAAAGCUGAUCCCUCUGAUAUGGAUCAGGCUUGCAAUGCAAUUAGUUGCUACUUGGAGGCAGCUGGUCUGUACAAGAGCCACAAGUCAAGAAAACUGCUUAGCCGUAUCUUGUGGUUGUUAAGUCAGGACAACGACGAAGGGAAGAUAGCAACUGCUUUUGAGGCCUUCAAAGGAGAUACCCCUGUUUGGUACUGGAUUACCUUCAUACCUCAGCUACUCACAAGCCUUGCGCACCGGGAAGCCAAGCUAUGCAAGGCGGUUCUCGGAAAGAUUGCCAAACUAUAUCCUCAAUCGCUAUUCUUUUUGCUCAGAACUAGCCGUGAGGACUAUCUGGGGCUCAAAAAGUCGCAAGAACAGAAACAGGAGAAGCUCAACCGAGCCAAGGCGUCGGGCUCUCCCUCUGUCAAGAGUGGCUCUCCGGAAACCAAACCUUCUCUACUUCCAGACGGCACAGCAGCAUCAAGCUCCCCCAGAGCCGUACCCUCGCCCAAACCUGCACCCCCAGCGGCCGCUGGCGCAGGCGUGCAAACUCCUACUGAUGCUGAUGCCGCGCAAAAGGACAAACAACCCUGGGAGUAUGCUGAUGAGACAAUGGCAGGACUGAAGACAGCGUUCCCCCUACUUGCUUUGACCAUGGAAACCAUGGUAGACCAGAUACACAAAAACUUCAAAUGCCCGCCAGACGAAGAUGCUUAUCGACUUAUCGUUGCAUUACUCAAUGACGGCCUCGCGUAUGUCGGCCGUAUGCCCACAUCGUACGCACAGGAUUGCAAACUCCCUCAUUCCACCGAAGCGAAUAUUACACGAUUCGCGGAAACUAUCCUCCCUGCACACAUACGAAAGUCAUUUGAGGCUGAUUUUGUUAUCAAGAAGCCUACAAUGUAUGAGUACAUACAUAAGCUACGACGAUGGAGGGAUAAAUUUGAAGAAAAACUGGACCGUCGACCUCAGUUCGCUCACCUUGAGUCCUUUUCUUCUCAUCUCAGCGAAUUCAAGUUCAUGAAAUUCGACGAGGUUGAGGUUCCUGGACAAUACCUUGAGCACAAUGACAAGAACCAAAAUUUUGUUCGUAUUGAUCGAUUCUUGCCUCACGUUGAUCUUGUACGUGGUAUCGGCGUAUGUCACCGUCGUUUGAGGAUCCGUGGUCACGAUGGUAGUUUGCACACAUUUGCUGUUCAACACCCGGCCGCCCGCCAUUGUCGACGCGAGGAGAGAAUGCUGCAACUUUUCAGAAUUUUCAACUGUGUUUUGAGGAAACGCAAGGAGAGUCGCCGGCGUAAUAUCUACUUCCAUCUCCCGCUUAUGGUUCCUUUUGCACCACAUAUCCGCCUUGUCAAGGAUGACCCGUCUUACAUUUCUUUGCAAGGCAUAUACGAAGAUCACUGCCGCCAAACCGGAAUGGCCAAAGACGAGCCUGUGCUAUUUACGAUGGAGAAAAUGCGGGCGUUAGCGGAGGCAAAAGCAAAUCGCGUUCCUGAGCAAGCCGCCGUCCUUCGCACGGAGAUAUUUGAUGCUAUUCAGAAGAAAUGGGUCCCCAACACAAUUCUCCUGCAAUUCGUCCAGCAAACGUACCCCAACUUCGCAGAUUUCUGGCUCUUCAGACGACAAUUCUCAUACCAAUACGCCGCAAUUGCAUUUAUGACCUACGUAAUGCAUAUGGGUAACCGAUACCCGAGCAAGAUACACAUAUCCCGACGUACUGGCGAUAUCUGGAGCUCUGAGUUAAUUCCAGCAAUGAACUCUGCCAGAGCAAUCUUCUACAACCCAGAGCAGGUUCCAUUCCGGCUAACGCCUAAUAUCCAAACUCUGAUGGGACCAUUGACAACGGAAGGCAUAUUCGCAUGUGCUAUUAUGGCCAUCGCUCGUUGCCUCACUGAGCCAAGACUUGAACUAGAACAACAGCUCAGUAUCUUUGUACGAGAUGAACUUGUAAUGUGGGCUAGCGCUCAGCAGCGUGUCCUGCAACAGCUCAAGGAUAUGGUGCAGAGUAAUAUCGACUACAUCGUUAACCGAGCGGUCAGCUUGACCAGCUCUCCCGAUGGCAACCUUCCUGCGAACCAGUCUGUUAUUGACCUCAUUUCUCGAUCCGUUAACCCUCAUAAUCUUGCUCAGUGCGAUGCCCUAUGGAUGCCAUAUAUGUGA
Arthroderma uncinatum is the source of this 11385-nucleotide messenger RNA. Its product is annotated as transcription-associated protein 1. NCBI's taxonomy places the organism in Eukaryota, Fungi, Ascomycota, Eurotiomycetes, Onygenales, Arthrodermataceae. Bases 1 to 11385 code for a protein of 3794 amino acids. Gene Ontology annotation, biological process: DNA repair; regulation of DNA-templated transcription. Gene Ontology annotation, molecular function: transcription coregulator activity; protein binding. Gene Ontology annotation, cellular component: SAGA complex; nucleus; NuA4 histone acetyltransferase complex. The record is from RefSeq and is a predicted model, not a curated record. The transcript has 4 exons.